Dioscorea cayenensis subsp. rotundata (Guinea yam) is the source of this 950-nucleotide messenger RNA. RefSeq names its product BI1-like protein. Gene Ontology annotation, cellular component: membrane. Bases 38 to 772 code for a protein of 244 amino acids. NCBI's taxonomy places the organism in Eukaryota, Viridiplantae, Streptophyta, Magnoliopsida, Dioscoreales, Dioscoreaceae. The record is from RefSeq and is a predicted model, not a curated record. The transcript is spliced from 4 exons.
CUUCCAAUCCAAAUCGACGACGAAGACGAAGACGAAGAUGGCGAGCUACGCGAAGAUGGAGAAGGGGGAGCUCGAUUUGGAGGCCGGUGGCAUGCUCUUCCCCGGCAUCAGCCGCGGCGAGAACGAGCUCCGAUGGGGAUUCAUUCGCAAGGUCUAUGGCAUCCUCACCGCGCAGAUCGUCCUCACGACCAUCGUCUCCGCUGUCACCGUUCUUCACCGUCCCCUCAACGCCCUUCUCUCUGAUAGUUUUGGCCUUGCCUUUGGCCUCGCCAUUCUUCCUCUUGUUUUGCUCAUCCCUCUUCAUCAUUAUCAGCAAAAGCAUCCUCUGAAUUUUGUGUUUCUUGGGUUGUUUACUCUUUGUCUAAGCCUAAGCAUUGGUGUGGCCUGUGCAAAUACUGAAGGAAGACUUGUCCUUGAGGCUUUGAUUUUAACAUCUGGUGUUGUUAUAUCGUUGACUGGUUAUACUUUCUGGGCUUCUAAGAAGGGCAAGGACUUCAGCUUCCUUGGACCAAUUCUAUUUGCCGGUCUCAUGGUUCUCCUAUUGACAAGUUUUCUUCAGAUCUUCUUCCCACUCGGAUCUGCAUCAGUUGCCGUCGUUGGCGGUUUGGGUGCUCUCUUAUUCUCUGCAUAUCUUGUCUAUGACACAGACAAUUUGAUUAAACGCUUCACUUACGACGAGUACAUCUGGGCGUCCGUUGUUCUCUAUUUGGACAUUCUGAACCUGUUCCUUUCCAUCUUGAACAUUCUGAGGGGCAUGCAGUCCGACGGGUAGAGUAUGAAUCUUCAUUCGCUUUUCGCUUUCUCGUCUGAUCUUUGCUACUGAAUCAUAGUGAUCUUCUCAUUGCUUAUGCACUUGAAGUAACUGCUGUUUCUAUUACUUUAAUGUUCUGUCUGCAAAGUUUAAUCUAUAUUUCUGAUUAAAUAAAUAAAAGUUGUGAGAUAUUUAGAUA